UUUCUCCCCCCUUUUUUCAGCGAUCGUGAACGUGAACGUGAACGUGACCGUCGCGACCGAUCCCGGGAUCGUGAGCGCAGGAGAUCCCGAUCCCGAGAGCGCCGGCGUCGAACCCGCAGCCGGGAAAAGGACGAGAGGGAACGGAGCAAACGGGGAGGCAGCAGGGAGAGAAGCAAGGAACGGGACAGGAAACGGCGCAGCCGAUCCAGAGAGAGGAAAAGGGAACGGGAGAGGGAGAGGGAAAGGAAAGAUGAAGGUCCGGAUGGCCCCGAUGGGGGAGGAGCGGAGGAUAUGGGGGGGGGUCCGCAAGAUUUGGGGUCCGGGGGGGACGCGGAGGAUAAAGGACGGGAUCGGGAACGGCGCCGCGGGCACCGGGAGAGGGAAAGGAGGAGGGAGAGGGAAAGGGAGCAUAAAAGGGAGAGGGAGAGGCCGGAGAGGCGUGAGGAGAGGGGGGGGCCCGACGGGGGGGAGGCGAUGGGGGAACCCCCCCACUUCAUGGAGCCGCCCCCCCACGCCCCUUCCAUGCCCCCCCCCGAUGGGUAUCUGGGUCCUGAGAAUGGCUUCAUGUUGGAGCCCCCCAUGGAGUGACCCCAAUAAAGGCUGUUGGAGAGAGA
Phasianus colchicus (ring-necked pheasant) is the source of this 614-nucleotide messenger RNA. Lineage: Eukaryota; Metazoa; Chordata; Aves; Galliformes; Phasianidae. The record is from RefSeq and is a predicted model, not a curated record.